CUUUGAUCCUCAAAUGGUAGAAACAAACGUGUGCCCAUAAAAACAUGGUUACCACAACAAAAUAAUACAUUUUAUUUCCUGCUGUCUUGUACGGAAGAUGAGCAAACAUUAACUGCAAAAGGAGUUUGUCGCUUCAGCUUGCCUUCCCAUCAGAAUUUAUCUGCGGCCAAAGCUUAUUUAGACAACUGGUUGAUACCGAGGUGAAGCUUCUGUUGUUCAGUACAGGCUUUCAAAGAAAUAUAACUCUGCUUACUAAAAUGGAGCAACUUAAUUCUGCCCAAAAAAAGGAAUCUGAGAUCACCUGCUCAUUUUGUGUGCAUUCUUCUGUAUCUGCUGUUAAAACAUGUCUGCACUGUGAGGCCUCUCUCUGCGAGGAACAUGUGAGGAUUCAUAGUAAAUCCAACGAGCACGUGUUGGUUGAACCCAGUACACCGAUACAAGAAAGAAAAUGCUCAAUUCACAACAAACUGAUUGAGUUUUAUUGCAAUAAGGAUGGAGCUUGCAUCUGCGUGUCCUGCUGUAUCGUCGGGGACCACAAGGGUCAUGAGAUGGAUCAAUUACCAGUGGCGUUUGAGAAGAAUAAGGUAAAGCUAGAAAAUAUCCUGACCGAUUUGACUGAAUCGAGAGUGGAAACGGAGAAAAGACUUGAGAAACUGGAAGAGAAAAGGAGAGAUGUGCAGGAAGAGGCAGCUGGUGUAACAAAGCGGGUCAGUACGCUGUUUAAUGACAUUAGAGGACGUCUGGAUGAACUAGAAAAGCAAGCCUUCAGUGAGAUUACCAGGCAGGAACAGGAGACCACUCUUCGGGUGGCCAACCUGAUAAAGCAACUGGAAUCAAAGAAGAAUGAGAUGUCAGACAAGAUCUGUAAAAUUGAGGAACUGAAAAAAAUUACAGACCCGUUAACUGCCCUGAAGAACAGUUUUAAUGAGGAGAAGAAGCGCAGGGGGUCUCGCAAGAUGAGUGAAACUGACACUGAUGCUAAGCUGGUUGGUCAUCUAAAUGAAGUUUCACUCUCCUUCAUGCUUCAGAUGGGGCUUCAAAGCUUGGCAGGUAGUCUGCUGCCACUAAAGGCCAAGCAGCAGUUUCCAGACGUGAAACCUACAGAGGUGACCUUGGAUGUAAAGACAGCCCACAAUAAAAUAAUCAUAUCAAGUGACCUUAAAACUGCAACCUAUACAGCUACACCUCAAAAGUAUCCAGAUGGACCAGAAAGGUUUAGGACAUGUCAGGUCCUAAGCAGUCCGGGAUUUUCAUCGGGACAACAUUACUGGGAAGUGGAUGUCAGCCAAGCGAAGAGGUGGAUUGUAGGAGUCGCCUGCGAAAGUAUACAAAGAAAAAUAGCUGGAAACGAUUCUUUUAUUGGAUAUAACAACAAGUCGUGGAGUCUAUUUUUCCAGAACUACCUUGGAGUAUCUCAUAACAACGUACAACAAACUGUGGUCUCCGAUACCCCUGUGCAGGCCCUAGGCAUAUACCUGGACUAUGAUGCUGGUCAGAUGUCCUUCUUUCAACUUGGUGAAACUCUUCAUCUCUUACACACUUACUCUGCCACCUUCACUGAGCCUCUUCAUCCUGCGUUCUUUAUAUUCGAAGGCAGCUCGAUCCGAAUUAAAAGUUAAACACAAUGAUAGAGAAACAAUUUCCUUAAGAAUAGAGGAACCAGGAUUUUUUUUAUACACAUAUCAAAAUGAUUCAAGGUUAGUCUUAUAAAAUGGAAUUAGUGGUAGAUCAUUUCUUAGUGAGCAAGAACGUUGCAAGUGCUUUACAUUUUUUUUCACGUUUCCUACAUAUAUUUUAUCCAUAUCCAUCUGAACAUUCAGAAAGGUUUUCUUUUUCUGAGUUCCUUAUAAUAUAAUUAUUUGCCAUACCAGCAAGUGAUGAGAACGAUGAGAGGAAACUAAAGUUCUAUUAUAAGCAUCUGAUAUACUCAUAGGGGUUUAUUCCAGAACAGGAUUAACCAGAAGACGACACCAGAACCACACAUUUGCUUGGUCCCAUUAACCACGUGAGGACUGAGGGGCCCAAGCUGGUAAGCACCCUAAGGACCCUGCUAAGAGCCCCUCUGGGAUUUUAACCCUUCUCUGGUUUAUUCAUUAAAGGGAGAAUUGUGGAAAUUAGACAAGGGACAUUUUAUAAAUGCUGGCAUGACUCCUCCAUUCUUUGUGGCGACAUGACUGUCACUAAAGGCAUGAAAUCUGCAUAAUAUAAACAGCAUUAUUUCUCAGAACUGACACUGCUUUCAUGUGCGAAGCUUCAGUGGCCCCAUCUAUGCCCCCAAAUGUCUUCGUUAAGAUUAAUUGAUUUUGGUGCUUAUACCGUCGCUUUAAUGUGUUUAAUCAUUAGCCCAUUAGCAAACGGCUUUCAAUGAUUUGUAUUUUGCUUUCAAUCACAAUUUUACUUUGUUUUUUUCUGUAGAAUUGACAAAAUAAUGUGUUUUUCUUCACAUGAUUCCUGUAUAUUUGACUGCAAAUUACUAUAAUUUAGCACAAUCGUCAUUCCUUAGAUUGUAAGCGUUUUUUUGUCUGUUCACCUUAAUUUGAUCAUCAUUUAUGUUUUAUUUAUAUAUUUCCAUUUUAUAAUAGUGCAGAAUAUGUCAGUUUGAAUAACAAUUGGCUAAUGUCACUAAAUGAGGGUAAAAUAGUAGUUAAUUUAUUAUUAUUCUUUCAUUUACGUUGCUUCCAUUUAGUAAAGAAUAAUGUUUAGAGAGGAAUUAUCAUGAAAAAUGAAUUGUCACACUAGAGGGGACUCAGCAGCUCACACUGGGGGGGAACACAUCAGCUCACACUGGGGGGGACAGCAGCUCACACUGGGAGGAACAUAGCAGCUCACAUUAGAAGGGACACAGCAGCUCACACUGGGGAGGGGACAGUAGCUCACACUGGGGGAAACACAGCAGCUCACACUGGGGGAACUAAGCAGCUCACAUUAGAAGGGACACAGCAGCAAACACUGGGGGGAAUACAGCAGCUCACACUGGGGAGAGGACAGUAGCUCACACUGGGGGGGAAACAAUGCAGCUCACAUUAGAAGGGACACAGCAGCUCACACUGGGGGGAAUACAGCAGCUCACACUGGGGAGAGGACAGUAGCUCACACUGGGGGGGAAACAAUGCAGCUCACAUUAGAAGGGACACAGCAGCUCCCACUAUACUAGAGGGAGGACAAUAAAGCAAACAACACAACUUCUUUUACACUAAAGAGUUUCAAACAUUGCAACACUGUAG
This is a messenger RNA of Pelobates cultripes (western spadefoot toad), 3224 nucleotides long. NCBI's taxonomy places the organism in Eukaryota, Metazoa, Chordata, Amphibia, Anura, Pelobatidae. The record is from the annotation of a GenBank genome assembly.